Messenger RNA from Dissoconium aciculare CBS 342.82, 1800 nucleotides. RefSeq lists its product as uncharacterized. Bases 1 to 1800 code for a protein of 599 amino acids. The transcript has 4 exons. Gene Ontology annotation, molecular function: protein binding. Lineage: Eukaryota; Fungi; Ascomycota; Dothideomycetes; Mycosphaerellales; Dissoconiaceae. The record is from RefSeq and is a predicted model, not a curated record.
AUGACCAGAAUGGUGCUAUGCGGCUCCAGCUGUGUUCGUCCAAGGAGAAGUCGUCUUGUUGAGGUCAUUGGCGAGAUUGACGAGACCCGCGCGCGCGAAGAGAAGUUACCGAAAGGCUGGACUGUUGGUUUAGGUUGGUCGCUUGGCGUGAGGGUUUACAUAACGGACGUUGCGCAACUGUCCACCUACUCGAUCGAUAUAAUGGAAGCCGUAACGAGGCAAAUGGAGGUGAGCAGGUCACAGGGAGCUUUUCACCUUGACAAUAAUCGCGUCAUUUGUAUUCCAGAUGAACUCGUCAAAGCAGAAGAGGGCCACGUACGUGCACAGCUCGACGCUUGCGCACAGAAAAUCUUUGCUGAAGUGUCCACCAAAGACUUUUAUGGUGUCGAUGAUGUCGACUCGACACUACAAAGUGAUGUCACGUGCAUGCCUAUAUGUUGGAUCGUUGUCAUACGCGCAUCAGAGACGGUCGCAAAGGUCACCGAACCCGCCGUGACGAAGCAGAACAUCUUCAUCGUUAAACCACCGGCCUUGAAAGUGCCAUUCUCCAUAUCCAAGAACGGCCAUACGAGCGUACUCAUCUUCUACUUCAUAGGAACUGAUCAACGGGCUAGUCGGGUACUGCGGAAAGGUUUUAGGGCAUUGAUUCCAGCGGGGAGGAAACCUUUUGAAGAAUCGAAGCUGCAGGUGCUCUACUUCCAAGGUUCCCUAGGUAUUAUUAUCGUUGUUUUACCCCAGCACUUCUUACUGCAAUAUCAGCUCUACCUCGCCCUUCUCAAGGUCGCUCUCAACUCCCAUGGCGAGCCCAUCGCCGUGCGCUCCUGGGCCCUGACAGGUGUCGACUCCGGCCUGCACGGCCUGACUCUUCAAACCUCCAGCUCGGCGACAAACAACGCCAGCGGCUCCCCUAUUGUCUGGGCGACCGCGCAGUUUGAGAACUUCCUCCUCCAAAUCGACCCCAACGGCGACGACAUCAACGUCAAGCCAAAAAUCUUGCAGACCAUUCCGAUCCUCUCACCGGCCUUCGGACUUCACGGCGUCCUCGUUCACGGCGACGACGUCUGGGCCGCUUGCAAAGAUAGCUCGCACGUCGUGCGCGUGAGUCGCUCAAAUCCAUCGAAUCACCAAGUCUGGGCCGUCAGCGGCCGACCGAUUGUUGUUGAUGUACACCCAACCAGCGGGGAUGUAUACUCGGGCCUCGAUCUCAGCAGCAAAAUCUGGAGAUACAAGAACGACGGGAGCGCAGGCGAGGAGAUUGCGGUGCCUGCGGCCAAGGGCACAAUUCCCGUCGGGUUGAUUGCAGGGCCUGACGGAAAUGCCUGGGUAGUUCUUCUAGGCAACUCCACGGGUGGUACGGUAACUUUUGGUCGCAUCAACGCCGAUGCCUCCAUCAGCUGGCUCAGUCUCACCAGCAAAGUCGGCGCCCAUGCCCCGCUGAUCCACCUCGCCUUCGACGCCACGGACCCUACCCGCCUGUGGCUUUUUGGUUCUUCAAUCACAUGUCCUGACUGCCUGGACGCAGUGUACGCCGUCACCUUGGAUCUCAGCACGUCGAAUAGCACGAUCUCGCCGCGACUCGUGGUACAGUCGUCGAUUGUGCUGCCGACGCAGCGCGACUGGACGCAUCGAAUUAUCUUCCAUCGGGGUAGUUCGUACUUGACUGAAUUGAUCACGUCGACGCUCGCGCAUGUCCGGGGUGCGAAUGUCGUGAAGCCGGUUGUCAGUGAGCCUUGGGAUCAGUAUUCGUUCUGGGGACAGGGGUUGAAGACGACAGAAAUUACGUACAAAACCAUGGCGUGA